AAAAAUAGAAUUCUUUAGCAUAUUACUAUAUACACAUUCUCUAAUAUUUAUUUUCAUUUCAUAUAUUACCUUUUAAUAAAAGAAAAAAAGAGUGCAAAUUAUUAACAAUUUCACACAUAGAGAGACGUAAAGAUAGUUUAUUUCUCUCAUCACAUUUCCAAUCAUGUGCUGACUCAAAUAAGACAAUUGUAACAAAUAAUAUUGUUGUACUUAUAUAGUAUAUUUUCUGCUUUAUCAAUGGUGUGGACUCUUUUGAUUUACUAAAGUUAUACAUAUAUGUUACUUGCUGUGUUAUUAAACAUCACCUAGCAAAUAUAUAUAUAUAUAAAGUUAAGUUGAAAGAUUUGGUUAAAACGACUACUUUCUUUAUUUUAAUUUGAUAAAGCGUUACAUUAUCUGAUGAUUUAUAAUAAAGAUACAUAUUAAUUUGAUCAGAGAAUGCGAUGGGUUUGAUGACUGAUAAACCAUAAGGUGUUGAUACAAGUAAAAUAAGAUAUUUAUUUUUAUCGAUCAUUCCAUAAGAAAGGUGAUAGCAAGAAGAAUUAACAAUGGAUGUCAGUACAUUAUUUAAAGCCAGCGUGAAGACAGUUAGCCUUCGUAAUAGAGAUCUUGGAACUAUCAAUAGUAUAAGAAAUCUGAAGAAAGUAAGAAGCAAGAGCGCAUUCUUCGUAAAAGCUCAAGGUGUAGUUGCACAAAUAUCAAAGUUACGUGAAUUCUUAAUAGAGAAUCGCAAAGCAUACUUAAACUUUUCAAAUUAUUUGCCAAAUGUACCAAGUAUGACUGAUGUAGAUCGUGAUCAGAUCGAUGUAGGUGCACAAAAAAUAAUGAGUACUUGUUCUCAGUUGAUCAAGGAAUUGAGAAGAGAAAUUGCAGGCUGCGAAGUUUCUCCACAAAAUUUGGAGCAUAGAGAAAUUAUGUUGCUGUUAAUCGAAGAUUAUUUGAAGAAUGUUUGCAAAAUUUAUUCUGAACAAAAAGCAAUGAGGGUAAAAAGAGCAAUGGAGAUAAGAAAAAUUGCCAAGUUGGAAUUAAAUUCAAAAUCUGUAAGACAAUUGGAACUCGAAGCGAAAAGAGCCGAGUCGAAUACAAGCGAAACAACAACAGAAGAUAAAGAGAAUAAGAUUAGUUCGAAUAAUUCUAGCCCGAUGAAAAUACAGGAAAUAAAUGGUGAUGUAAACGCAUUAACGUACGAAGAGGAGAUAUCGGCCGAUGAUAUACAACUGUUUGAAGCAGAAAAUGAACAGUUGUACAACGAACUUAACAUGCUCACGGAAGAAGUUAAACAAAUCGAAACCAAGGUUGUACAUAUAGCAGAACUUCAGGAGAUAUUUACAGAAAAGGUAUUAGAUCAGGAUAAGGAUUUGGACCGUUUGACGACAACAGUUGUCGGGUCGACGGAGAACGUGAAGGAAGCUAAUGAACAAAUUAGACAAGCGAUUCAAAGGAAUGCAGGACUUAGAGUGUGGAUUCUCUUUUUCCUUUUAGUAAUGUCGUUUUCUCUAUUGUUUCUUGAUUGGUACAAUCCUUAAAAUAAAAAAUCGUAUAUAUAUAUUGUUUUAUUAAAUGUUUUGUACAUACACUCAAAGAAUGUUGUACAUUAUUCGAAAUGCUACUAUAAACCUUGUAUGCUUAUUAGUUUUUAAACGACAAUGAACAAAGUUUUGCCAAAAUAUGUCACUGUAUUUUAUCCCCAAACAUUUUACAUGAUAACUACAUCUUACAUAAUAAAAUUUAUCGUAUAUGUAUAUAUUUACUUA
Messenger RNA from Osmia lignaria (orchard mason bee), 1754 nucleotides. RefSeq names its product syntaxin 18 (gene Syx18). The record is from RefSeq and is a predicted model, not a curated record. NCBI's taxonomy places the organism in Eukaryota, Metazoa, Arthropoda, Insecta, Hymenoptera, Megachilidae. Gene Ontology annotation, cellular component: endoplasmic reticulum; SNARE complex. Gene Ontology annotation, biological process: retrograde vesicle-mediated transport, Golgi to endoplasmic reticulum.